This is a messenger RNA of Colletotrichum orchidophilum, 639 nucleotides long. RefSeq lists its product as uncharacterized. The transcript is spliced from 2 exons. The record is from RefSeq and is a predicted model, not a curated record. Lineage: Eukaryota; Fungi; Ascomycota; Sordariomycetes; Glomerellales; Glomerellaceae. Bases 1 to 639 code for a protein of 212 amino acids.
AUGGGUACGACCUCGUCAAGGGAAUAUUACGAAUAUCACCACCACCACCGCCACCACCAUCACCACGGCGCAAAGAAGCGCCUCUACCUCGAACCCCCCACCAACGGCGCCGUCACCGUCCGCACAAAGAAGACGACCUUCAUCCCGGCCCGCGAGCCCACCCCGCCCCCCGUCAUUGUCAAGCCCGCGCCCCCGCCACCGGUGGUUGUCGAACCCCCUCCACCCCCACCGCCCGUCGUUUUACCCCUCCCACCUCCGCCACCGCCGCCUGUCGUCGUCGUCCCAGAGCCCCUACCCCCUAUUGAGGUCAUCGCAGUCGACGUGGAGCCCUCGGUGAAGAGCAGCAAGUCGAGCAGGAGCAGCCGGUCAAGGAGCCACAGCCACUCGCGCAGAGGCAGCCGCGACAGGGAGAGGGAUAUCAGGGAGGUGUACGUCGAGCGGGAGAAGCUCGUGCCCGUGCGGGUGCCCUACCCCGUCCCUGUUCCCGUAGAGCCGCGGUACGAGACGUUCCGAUACGUCGAGGGCAGGAGGUACUCGCCGCCCAGGAUGCUGCCGCCGCCCCCGCCGCUCGAAGAGGAGAGGAUGAGGGUGACCAUCUCUGACCGGAGGAGGGAGAGGGAGUACAACUACAGGCGGUGA